Plasmopara halstedii is the source of this 429-nucleotide messenger RNA. Its product is annotated as wee protein kinase. Bases 1 to 429 code for a protein of 142 amino acids. The transcript has a single exon. Lineage: Eukaryota; Oomycota; Peronosporomycetes; Peronosporales; Peronosporaceae. The record is from RefSeq and is a predicted model, not a curated record.
AUGGCGACGCGGGCGCGUUCGCUACAUGCCGCAAUGGAAGAAGCUUCAUCAUCCGGCGUUAAAAAAAGAUUGAGCUUCACUAUUAGCGACGAUGACGGAGCAAAUGAUGAAAAAAAAAUACGGGAGAAUUUCUGUCAGCGCAAUGACAUCUGUAAUGAUAUAUCCAGCCAAGGCAUGAAUAGUGUCAAAGCGAUCGAUACGAGAGGAAAUCAUCGCUACCGCACUCGACGUAUGGAAAGGACUGAUGUGUAUAGUAGGAAAGAUACGCUAUACCGACGGCACGAUUUGCCAUCAGCUGACAAGGUUAAGCAACACCGACGAUCUAGCUCUGAGCAGAGCACACCGACGUCGCACAGAAGAGCAGAGCUUGCUAGACAGUGCGUUGUUGCAAAACUGAAGCUUAACAUUAUUCGUCCAGUGUCAAUUUAA